AUGGUUUUUCUACGGCAUUUUUUGGGUAGUACUGCAAGACUUCCGAGCUACCAGAGGUUUUUCCACAGUGGGAAGCAAAUAUAUCAGAAGGCGUCGGAUCCAAAUCAUCUGGCUAUACUACUACAAAAGAACCUAGCUCAGAGAAACAGCUCAUUAUACAACCCUGAACUUGAGACAAUAAGGUGUACUAUUUUCAACAGCAAGGGCAUUAUUCAAAAACCGUCUAUUGAUCUUAGGAGAGAUGAGCUCAUUCAUACACACGGGCUCCUUCCACGGGAUUUAAGAAAGAUUGAGAAGUCUAGAAGAAAUGAUCUAGUGCCUAGUGUACUCGUUCGUGAAAAUAGUAUCCUAAUCAGCAUUCUAAAUAUAAGAGCGUUAGUGAAGUCAGAUAUGCUAAUUUUAUUUGAUUCAUUGGGGAUAAAGUUGGAUUCGGUAUCACAACAAAACUUUAUAACAGAUUUGCAACUGAGGCUACAGAAUAAGAGUGGAUUUGAUGUUCCAGAAUUAAUGAAUAAAGAUCCGCUACCUUAUGAAUUCAGAGCUAUUGAAUCUAUAUUUGUUUCAGCAAUUUCGAAUCUGAGCGCUGAACUCAAAGUUCAUCUAAAUGUCACCAACGGAAUUUUACAAGAUUUAGAGUAUAGCAUUACAAGGGACAAGCUUCGAUAUCUUUUGAUUCAGAAUAAGAAACUCUCUGUAUUUUACAAGAAGUCGUUCUUGAUGAGAGAAAUGAUAGACGAAUUAUUAGAUCAAGAUGAUGUUCUCUGCGAGAUGUACUUAACUGAGAAAAAACUUGGCAAACCAAGAGAAGAACAUGAUCAUGCAGAGAUUGAAAUGCUACUAGAAACCUACUAUAAUCAUGUUGACGAAAUUGUUCAAACUGUCGGAAAUACAAUGUCAAAUGUGAAAACAACUGAAGAAAUUAUAAAUAUUAUCUUGGAUUCUAAUAGAAACCAAUUGAUGUUACUCGGCUUAAGGUUCAGUAUUGGCCUUCUUUCUCUGGCAGGCUCCAUCUUUAUUGCAUCCGUGUAUGGUAUGAACUUGGAGAACUUUAUAGAAGAAGGCAAUUUCGGAUUCCCUCUAGUAUCAACGAUUGGCGUUGUGUUGAUGGCUUAUUUGUUCAUCUUCUCUAUAAAACAUUUACACAAAUUGGAAAAAGUUCAGUUGAUGAGCCACGGCAAGGGCUCUACCCUCAAGUAG
Molecule: messenger RNA, 1197 nt
Organism: Kluyveromyces marxianus DMKU3-1042
Lineage: Eukaryota; Fungi; Ascomycota; Saccharomycetes; Saccharomycetales; Saccharomycetaceae
Gene: MFM1
Product: Mfm1p
Exons: 1
Coding region: 1-1197 (398 amino acids)
Biological process (GO): mitochondrial magnesium ion transmembrane transport
Cellular component (GO): mitochondrial inner membrane
Molecular function (GO): magnesium ion transmembrane transporter activity
Source: RefSeq, a predicted model, not a curated record